This is a messenger RNA of Amoebophrya sp. A120, 477 nucleotides long. Lineage: Eukaryota; Dinophyceae; Syndiniales; Amoebophryaceae. The record is from the annotation of a GenBank genome assembly.
GAGACAUCAGAGUCAAACAUAGAAUUGCGACAAAAUAAAACUACCGGAAAAAUUCAACCCAGAAAACCCAAACCAUGCCUGAGUCUCCGGCGAAGCCGGCAGCGGUACCCAAUCCGCCAUGCCUGCUGGAUGUAGAGGAUCAGACCGACAAUAUUACCCUUAGUAAAGCCGCCAACCCCAAAUCCACCUUGAGCAAUUCAACGAAAACGACCACCCGGGCUGCAGCACCGAUUGUAUCACACGACUCGUCCACGACACAGCCAGCAAAUGCAGGAGAUGAUCGUGGGACCACGUCAAGUUCGUCCAAAAAAACAACAACUACUACCCAAGAUGAUGUUGAAAACAGCCUAGUAAAUAAACAACAACCCAAGAACCAACCGAGCGGUGAGCAGGAACCCCCUGCUGUCGAAGAAUCCCCCGCUCCUGCCGUGUUACAGAUGAAACAUGACCCCGGAAGUAGUAGACCUACAAAGUGCA